AAAUUAGCCAACGCCCAACAAAGUCGUUGUACAGCGGUCAGUUGUUCAAGGAAAGUAGAGAGAGAGAGCAGGAAUUCGACCGAUUAACAAAAUAGCAAAUGGCGAUAUUGUACGCGGUGGUUGCGAGAGGAACCACCGUGCUGUCGGAGUUCUGCGCCGUUACCGGCAACAUCGGUGCCGUGGCUCGCCGUAUUCUUGAAAAACUUCCGUCGGAAGCUGAUUCCCGUCUUUGUUUCUCACAAGAUCGGUAUAUCUUUCAUAUUUAUCGGGCCGAUGGUCUUACCUUCCUCUGUAUGGCCAAUGAUACCUUCGGCAGACGUAUCCCGUUUUCAUAUUUAGAGGAGAUUCAUAUGCGGUUCAUGAAAAAUUAUAGCAAAAUAGCCCAGCAUGCACCUGCUUACGCUGUGAACGAUGAGUUUUCAAGAGUUUUGCAUCAGCAAAUGGAGUUCUUUUCCAGCAGCCCUUCAGCAGAUACUAUAAAUCGUGUCAGAGGUGAAGUUAACGAGAUUCGGACAAUUAUGGUAGAAAAUAUCGAAAAGAUACUGGAGAGAGGUGACAGAAUUGAGCUCCUUGUAGAUAAAACUGCAACGAUGCAAGAUAGUGCUUUCCAUUUCAGGAAACAGUCGAAGCGUCUUCGUCGUGCCCUCUGGAUGAAAAAUGCCAAGUUGCUGGUUUGGCUGACAUGCUUGCUGGUUGUACUUCUGUUUAUUAUAAUUGCUGCUUGCUGCGGAGGUCUUACUCUGCCAAAUUGCAGAUCUUAGCUAGUUGUCUUUCUGGCAUCAUUUCUGAAGUUAUUCACAGGUCUUUGUCAGUUGUUUAUCUCUUGUAAGAGAGGCGAUUCCGCGACUGUGUUACCCUACAUGUUUGGGAUGUCAAGAUGUGUUUGUUCCUCUCUGAAAGUCUGUACAAAAAAAAAAAAAAAAAAAUAAAAAAAUAAAAAAAAAAAAAAUAAAAAAACUGAAUUACAUUUCCACAUUUAUCAAAAUGCGUGCAUGUCUCAUACUGUAUUUGCUUGAUUUACACGAAAUACGUAGUAUGUGAAUAUGGAUCGUUUCUGCAGUUGUCUUA
Chenopodium quinoa (quinoa) is the source of this 1068-nucleotide messenger RNA. RefSeq names its product vesicle-associated membrane protein 714. The transcript is spliced from 4 exons. NCBI's taxonomy places the organism in Eukaryota, Viridiplantae, Streptophyta, Magnoliopsida, Caryophyllales, Amaranthaceae. Gene Ontology annotation, cellular component: membrane. Gene Ontology annotation, biological process: vesicle-mediated transport. The record is from RefSeq and is a predicted model, not a curated record. The coding region runs from base 99 to 761 and encodes 220 amino acids.